AGUCUGCUCUCCUGAAAUGUAGAAGUUCACAGCUCACAAGAGGGACCUGUCCUCCUGGUAAAGCUGUGGAGAUCACCUGUUCAGAUCCUGAUCAGGUGAUGUUGGUAGGAGGAGCCAGUCGUUGCUCUGGUGAACUUCAUUUGAAACACCACCAAGAAUGGAGACCAGUUUGGUUCAUUCAUGGAUGGUCCCCAGAGUCAUUUCAGGUUUUUUGUCAUCGGCUGAACUGUGGUUCACUUGUUUCUGAAGAAUUCAAAAGUGAUAGAGGAAAAAAACCUGUGUGGGAGAUCAAACCAGACUGCAUGAAGAGUUUGUCUUUGUUGAGAGAAUGUGUGGAAGUGGACGAUUCUUCAAGCCCUUUCCAGAUAAACAUCACCUGCUCAGAAUCCAUCAGGCUGGUGAAUGGAGACAAUCAGUGUUCAGGCAGGCUGGAGGUGAAGUCUAACAACUCCUGGUCCAUAGUGUGUGAAGAUGACUUUGACCAGCAGGAUGCAGAGGUGGUCUGUAGGGAGCUGGACUGUGGGGCUCCUUCAUUCCUCCAGGGGGCGCUCUAUGGAGAAACAGAGGCUCCAGAGUGGAGCAGAGACUUCCUCUGUGAAGGUCAUGAGUCUGCUUUACUCCACUGUAAAAGUAGCAGUUCAUCUCAGAAGUUCUGUUCUUCUGGUAAAGCUGUUGAGCUCACCUGUUCAGUCUCUUUCAGGUUGGUAGGAACUACCAGCCGCUGUGCUGGAGUUCUGGAAGUGUUCUACAGCAAAGAGUGGAGACCAUUGAAUGUCUUUAAUUCAGAGGAAAACUGGAAUCAUGAAGCAGCAACUGCAGUGUGUUCACAGCUGGAUUGUGGUUCUUCUGUGUUCCAAGAAGUCACAGACAAUUCUACAGAGAGAUAUGUGUGGAGGAUCGACCCCUCCUGUUGGAAGUCACUUUCUGAUCACUGUGUCUUUGGUUAUGAUUCUUAUAGUGAGGACAGACUGGAGGUUUCAUGUUCAGGUAAACUGAUGUUUUUAUGUUUUAAACUAUGGAGAAAGUUAACUAUCAAAAUGAGACGUUUUCUCAAAGUAUGUGAAACUAUUGUGAAAAUGUGAAAACAUUUUUUGAACUCAAAUGUACACAUUGUAAGCUUGCAUGAAUUAUUUAAGAUUUAAAAAACAAGAGUUGAAAAUCUAAAACUCAAAUUUUUUACUAUUUAGCCUAAUUUUAUGUGGGGGACGAGUCUUUGAGAAUAUUAAAACCAGAGGGACAGAAAUGAAAAAGAAAA
Molecule: messenger RNA, 1255 nt
Organism: Oryzias melastigma (Indian medaka)
Lineage: Eukaryota; Metazoa; Chordata; Actinopteri; Beloniformes; Adrianichthyidae
Product: scavenger receptor cysteine-rich type 1 protein M130
Exons: 4
Coding region: 99-1082 (327 amino acids)
Cellular component (GO): membrane
Source: RefSeq, a predicted model, not a curated record